GCUCUGGUCUUUUAUUUCCAAAAAAAAUAAAAAUAGGCUCUGGUCUUCGAGUCUGCAUUUGCAUAGUUUGGUGGCACAAUAAUCUGAGAGCUGUGGUGACAAAGAACACUAUUACUUAGUUGUCUUGUCUCUCUAAAAAUCCCAUGUUAUUGUUGAAUACCAGGUUUCAUAUUUCCAUAACUAGAAAUGGGAAAGAAGCAAUCUUUGCGCACCAAAGCUACCAAUUUUGUAUCUGUCCUUCUCAACCCCAUCUCUGAUUCUGACACUCACAAUCACAAACCCUCCAAAAACCCUUCACCUUCACCUCCUUCUGAAGAAGUAGGUGAAUCAAAAACAAGUGAAUCAGAGACAACUGAUGAAGAGGGUAGCCAUGAUUUAGUUGAUGAGCCUGAUACUUCAUCCUUCACUGCAUUCCUCUAUUCUCUGUUGUCUUCCUCAGACUCUGGAGAUAAUGCAAAGCCACAUGGAAAAGAUGAUGAUAAAGCUGCAUCUGAUUACCCUUUACCAGAUUCAUCCCUGAAGGAAAAUAGUGGGAAGAAAAGUUUGUUUUCUAGAAGUAAGCAAUCACUUGGUAGAGCUAUUCGCCAAGCUGCUAGAAUUGGUGGAUUUCGCUAUCAAGAUCGGAAGGAUAAUUUUGAAAUGAAAUUUGAUGAUGGGCAUGGUUCUAAAAUUUCUGGCGUUCAUCAUAUUGAGCCUGUGGAAGAGUCAGUGCGUACUAUGCCUUUGGUUGAUGUGCCAGAAAUUUCUGAACCUUCAGUUUUCCUUUCAGACAGUUUAAGAAGUGUUCUCUAUGCUUCUCUUCCACCUCUUAUGCAAGGAAGGAAAUGGAUGUUGCUGUACAGCACUUGGAGGCAUGGUAUAUCACUUUCAACUCUUUACAGGAGAAGCAUGCUUUGGCCUGGAUUGAGUUUGUUGGUUGUUGGAGAUCGAAAAGGAGCAGUGUUUGGCAGCUUGGUGGAAGCACCUCUAAGACCAUCCAACAAGAGAAAAUACCAGGGAACAAACAAUACAUUUGUUUUCACAAAUACCUCUGGUCAUCCUGUUAUAUAUCGUCCAACAGGGGUAAACCGCUAUUUUACACUCUGUAACACUGACUUCUUAGCAAUUGGUGGGGGAGGCCAUUUUGCACUCUAUUUGGAUGGUGAUUUAUUGAAUGGCUCAAGUUCGACCUCAGAAACUUAUGGGAAUCCUUGCCUUGCAAAUUCUCAAGACUUUGAAGUGAAGGAAGUAGAGCUGUGGGGCUUUGUGUAUGCUUCAAAAUAUGAGGAAGUACUCGCACUAAGCAGAACAGAGCUACCUGGAAUAUGUCGAUGGUAAAUAUUAUUUACCUGGUGCGAAUUAUAUGCUGAUGGCUUGCAGUUAGCAUUUCAUUGAAUGGUCACUAUCCCUCUAGUGAGCAAUGCCAAGUUCAUAGACAAUGUAAUGGAGAAUUUUUAUGUAUCCAAUCAUGUAUCCAUUAAGAAGCAAACAUAUAUGUAAAUAUUUACCAAGCCUAUAUGUAUAAAGUGGAG
Messenger RNA from Gastrolobium bilobum, 1511 nucleotides. RefSeq names its product oxidation resistance protein 1-like. Lineage: Eukaryota; Viridiplantae; Streptophyta; Magnoliopsida; Fabales; Fabaceae. The record is from RefSeq and is a predicted model, not a curated record. The transcript has 8 exons. Bases 187 to 1317 code for a protein of 376 amino acids.